UGUUGAAUGAAUUCCUAUCACAGACUUCUAAGCAACCCUCAGGCGGACCGGUUUAUCUACACAGAGUAUUUCUCACAGGACUCAAUGAAAUGUGAUUUUGGGGAUAUCUCGACUGUUUUAAAAGAAUAGUAACAGUGGGACUGAACUAAAUUGCUUGCAAACAUCUUUGAAGAACAAUUUGUAAUUUGUAUUGAUAUGGAUUUCUUACAGCUGCAAGAAAGCAUCAUUAACAAAUCGGGGGGGAUGGACAAACAGCAGGAGAACUCGGCAGCAGUCAGAGACAGAGGACAGACACCUGCCGACUUCAGCAGCAUCUACAGCAAAGACCUGCUCCCAGCUUCAGGUGGUGAGGAGAUUACCAGAGGAUUUCUGCAGGAGCUGCUUAACAUCCUGUUGAGUUAUAUCAGCAAGUCAAGCCAGAGGAGCUCCAAGAUACUGGACUUCCACCAUCCUCACCAGCUGAAGGAGGGACUGGAGGGCUUCAGUCUGGACCUGCCGGACCAACCGGAAACUCUGGAGCAGAUACUUGUGGACUGUAGAGACACACUCAAAUAUGGCGUCAACACAGGCCAUCCACGUUUCUUCAACCAGCUGUCUUCAGGUCUGGAUGUGAUUGGUAUGGCAGGAGAGUGGUUAACCUCCACAGCCAACACUAACAUGUUUACAUAUGAAGUGUCUCCUGUUUUCAUCCUCAUGGAAGAGUUUCUGCUGAGGAAGAUGCAAAGCAUUGUGGGAUGGUCUGAUGAUGAGGGAGACGGAUUCUUCUGUCCAGGAGGGACAAUAUCCAAUCUGUACAGCAUCCUGGUGGCCAGAUAUCACUUCUACCCAGAGGUGAAGACCAGAGGAAUGGGACUUCUGCCUCAGCUGGCCCUCUUCACUUCGGAACAUAGUCACUAUUCAGUGAAGAAAUCUGCAGCUGUGCUGGGGAUGGGCAGUGACAAUGUGGUCAUGGUGAAAUGUGAUGAAAGAGGGAAAAUGAUUCCAGCUGAACUGGAGGCUUGCAUUGUUACAGCUGAAGAAAAGGGUUUGGUUCCGUUCUAUGUGAAUGUGACAGCAGGCACCACCGUGUACGGAGCCUUCGAUCCUCUCAAUGCCAUUGCUGACAUCUGCCAUAAACACACACUGUGGAUGCAUGUUGAUGCAGCGUGGGGGGGAGGCCUGCUGAUGUCAGACAGGCACAGGAUGAAACUGCAGGGCAUUGAACGAGCCUGGUCUGUAACAUGGAAUCCUCACAAGAUGAUGGGCGUCCCUCUGCAGUGCUCUGUCAUACUGGUCAAGAAGAGAGGUCUCUUGCAGGAGUGUAAUGAGUUGGGGGCUGAGUACCUUUUCCAGACGGACAAACCCUACGAUGUGAGCUACGAUACUGGAGAUAAGAGCAUCCAGUGUGGCCGGCAUGUCGAUGUCUUUAAACUUUGGCUCAUGUGGAAGGCAAAGGGCUCAGAGGGCUUUGGAUCUCAGGUCAACAGAUGCUUAGAGAAUGCUGAGUAUCUUUAUGACCAACUGCAGAGGAGGACAGACUUUGAACUGGUCUUCAAAAACAAACCGGAGCACAGUAACGUGUGUUUCUGGUACAUCCCUCCCAGUCUGAGAGGCCUGCCACCUGGACCUGACAGAGACACAAGACUCCAUCAGGUGGCUCCUCGGAUCAAAAGCAGGAUGAUGGAGAAGGGCUCGGUUUUGAUUGGCUAUCAGCCUUUGGGAGCCAAAGUCAAUUUCUUCAGGUGUGUGUUCUCCAAUCCUGCCACACAGCAAGAGGACAUUGACUUCCUGUUGGACGAGAUCACCCGGCUGGGUGAUGACCUAUGACAUCUGAUAUGAUUAUUUGGUCUCAGUCCAGUUCAUAUCAUUAGAGGAAAUGAGUACAUCCGACUUUGAGACCAUUGUUUUGCUGUGGCAUAAGCCUACAUUGUAUCCAGCCUGGGUACAUGGGGAAAUCUAGGUGCACAGGCUUUUGACAAUUACUGUACUCCUAGCUAUGCUCUACAGCCUUUGCUGAACAUUACCACUUUUGAUAGUUUUACAGCAUUAAACAUUAAAAGCAACUCUUACUGGGCAGCUUCUAGCUCACCCAGUAAGAGU
Perca flavescens (yellow perch) is the source of this 2079-nucleotide messenger RNA. It is a transcript of the gene gad3, whose product is annotated as glutamate decarboxylase 3. NCBI's taxonomy places the organism in Eukaryota, Metazoa, Chordata, Actinopteri, Perciformes, Percidae. The transcript is spliced from 16 exons. Gene Ontology annotation, molecular function: pyridoxal phosphate binding; glutamate decarboxylase activity. Gene Ontology annotation, biological process: GABA biosynthetic process. Gene Ontology annotation, cellular component: cytoplasm; presynaptic active zone. Bases 196 to 1806 code for a protein of 536 amino acids. The record is from RefSeq and is a predicted model, not a curated record.